Toxoplasma gondii ME49 is the source of this 1800-nucleotide messenger RNA. Its product is annotated as peptidase D, putative. The transcript is spliced from 12 exons. The coding region runs from base 1 to 1800 and encodes 599 amino acids. The record is from RefSeq and is a predicted model, not a curated record. NCBI's taxonomy places the organism in Eukaryota, Apicomplexa, Conoidasida, Eucoccidiorida, Sarcocystidae. Gene Ontology annotation, molecular function: metalloaminopeptidase activity; manganese ion binding.
AUGGCGCUCCCUUCCUGUUGUCCCUCCGACGCAAACUGCACCUCCAACCCUAUUUCGAUCUCUUGGUGCGGUGCCCAGAGUAGCUUUUCUGCCCCUGAAGAGGAGCCCCCGUCUCUGCGGUCGACUCUCGAGAAACACAUGCGGCACCCCACGGGAUUUACACACACUCCAGGACAAGAGAAUGCGCGAAUCGAGCACCAGGCACACAAGCCCUGGCUGCAUUGGCCCGCGACUCUGGAAGAUGUCCGGCAGAGCGAGGCUCACAGACACCUUCAUGCGUAUCUGACGAGUUACAAAACAAUAGCUGCGAGGACGCGUCAAGUUCGCGACGCUGUAUUCAAGGCCUAUGAGAAGGGGCAGAUGUCCAGACAAACUGUGAAAGACACCGAGCGGAAUGUGGCUGCUUUCUUCCAGGGUGGCUCUGCUGCUGAUUGGGCGUUUUACUCAGCUGACUGCGACAAAGCCGUGUUUCGACAAGAGCAGUUCUUCCGAUAUCUCUUUGGCGUCAAUGAAGCCGACGUAUUCGGAUUGCUCGACUUCAGCCGACGCCAGGCGGUGCUGUUUGUGCCGUGGACUUCACCCGAGUACCAAAGAUUCAUGGGACCCCCGCGGGCGGCUGAGUGGUACAUGCAGCGGUACGGCCUUGACGGAGCCGUCGUCUACAAAGAGGGUCUCCAGGAAAUUCGAGAGGAGCUGAAAAAAAGACACAUUAGUCACCUCCUUGUUCUGCGUGGACAAAACAGCGACAGCGAUCGACUAGUGGAGCCUCCAGCUGUCGCGCGUGACCUCGGCAUUUCUUCGAUCGAUGAUUCUCAGUUUCUCUACGAUCUCCUGGCAGAAUGUCGGGUUCAUAAGACAGAACUGGAACGCGACUAUCUUCGAGCUGCGUGCCUCGUUUCGUCUCAAGGACACACGUUUGUGAUGCGGAAUAUUUACCCUGGGAUGGUAGAAGGCCAGGGAGAGGCCCUUUUCCGUGCCUUCGUGCACUACGCUGGCGGAGCUAGACACGUGGCCUACGACUGUAUUUGUUGCGCCGGGCCUCACGGAGCGAUACUACACUACGGCCACGCUGGGCGCCCGAACGACGGAGUGAUCAAGUGCGGCGAUAUGCUUUUGUUCGACAUGGGGGGAGAGUACGGUGGAUACUCGACAGAUAUCACACUCAGCUACCCCGUGAACGGCGUAUGCAGCCGGGAACAGCGCGUGGUGUAUGAGGCCGCCUACGAGGCCCAGAGAGCUGUGGAAAUGGCCAUGAAGCCGGGAGUCAUGUGGACGGACAUGCACCGGUUGGCGGAGAAGAAAAUUCUGGAGAGGCUUUUGGCUGCGGGAGUUCUCAAUGGGCCUUUGGAAGCAUGCAUUGCCGCGCAUUUGGGAAGUGUGUUCAUGCCCCACGGCUUAGGGCACCUUCUCGGCGUGGACACGCAUGACGUGGGCGGCUUCUCGCCUGAGUAUCCCCGAAGCUCGGAACCCGGUCUCUGCUACCUGCGAACUACGCGAAAACUCGAAGAAAACAUGGUCAUCACGGUGGAGCCAGGUUGUUAUUUUGUACCAUUUCUCAUUGACAAAGCUCUUAGCAACCCGACCCAAAGUCGCUUGAUCAACGCAGCCUCCUUGAAGCAGUACAUGCAUCUCGGAGGAGUUAGGCUUGAAGACGUCGUCCUUGUCACUUCUGAUGGCAUCGAGAACCUCACGGUCGUGCCGCGUCGCUUGGAAGAUGUCGAAGAGCUUCUGGCUACCCGAACAAGAAACGGACUCUCAGUUGAAACAGUGGAACAGAAAAAGCGAAAGGCAGUUUUGUAG